AUGAGCUAUUUAGGCACGUACUGGGAUAAGAGUAUGAAUUUCAGCCGCUGUAAGCGCGCUUCAAGCCUGAAGAAGGCUAACUAUAAACAGCUUUGCAAAUCCCCAUCCCCGUUCUUACGCACAUUUCUCCUCCCGCUCUCUCAACAUCACCGGGCAUUCUCCGAGAGCAAGCAUCUGAUGGCCAUCAUUCAUUCGCAAAGCCAACUCAACCCGUCAAUUGAGGAUACACUAAGUAAACAGGCCACUCAUUCUGCAUUGCGUCGCGUGGAAGAGAGACCGCAUUUCCAAACCCAUGAAAACAUUCACAGUUUCCCACAGAAUGAUGACGCUCGCAACACUGCCGGUAGCCUAAGCUCCGGACUCGACGUGGAAGGGGCAGAGCAUCGGGUUAUGCAGGGUACACCCACCGACUUGUCUAGUCUUGCCAAUGAAAUGGUCUUUGUUUUCCUGUGCUCCAUGGGCCUCUUACUCUUUGGGGUAUUCCUCGGAGACGUUCUCGUGAAUCAGCUCAUCUUUCCCCGCUUGUUGCGUGUCACCGAAGGUGGUACACCUUUGCUGGUGGGUUCGUUUUUGUUAGCAAAUGAAGUGGCUGUGAUCAUCGCCGGGUCGGUGGCCGACCUCUCGGACCCGAAACCGCCUAUGACACUCGCCUUCAACUGGCUAUUCAUCUGGAAUCUGGUCUUGGUGUUCAGCAUUCACCCAGCACGCGCGGUGCGAGCCAUGCAGGGAGUGGCCGUGGGGGUACUCCAGGCCUCCCCCAUGAGCCUGGGCCGACUGUACGCGCCCGGGGUCCGCAAGAAUCGGAUCAUCUCCUUGAUGACGGCGAUGGCUCCCAUCGGGUUCUUGAUCGGAUGCCUCAAGGGUGACUUCGAUGCCCUGGGGGCACUCUGCGCUGCAGCAGGCUGCGGACUCGUGGUCUUCGACCUGAACCAAGGCGCCCCCAGCGGCUGGCAGCCAUAUAGGUAUUCCACCAUCAUCGCCGGGAUGCUCUGUUUUGGGCUGUUCUAUCUGGCCGAGCAGCGGGCCGCACGCCCGUUGACCAACACCCGUCUCUGGACAACUCCAGGGUUCACCCCAUUGACAAUCUCCUACUUCCUAGGCUAUGGCGUCUAUAUCGGCGGCUGGAUGUUAUACGCCGCGCCCGCGGGCAGUCUGUUGGUGACCAACCAGAAUCUGUCUGCGGCCAUUGGGACCGCUCUUGCGGAUGCCGUUGGGCAGCGCGUGAAUCACGGCGCUGGGUUAAUGCCCCAAGAUAUAGCACGAAUUGCCCAUCUGCAGCCGGAACGGAAGAUGGAUACCAGGCUUGCACCAUCCCCCCUCCUACAGCCACGAGUCAUGCCCGAGUGA
Aspergillus aculeatus ATCC 16872 is the source of this 1347-nucleotide messenger RNA. RefSeq lists its product as uncharacterized. The record is from RefSeq and is a predicted model, not a curated record. The transcript has 4 exons. Bases 1 to 1347 code for a protein of 448 amino acids. NCBI's taxonomy places the organism in Eukaryota, Fungi, Ascomycota, Eurotiomycetes, Eurotiales, Aspergillaceae. Gene Ontology annotation, cellular component: membrane.